AUGUCAUCAUCACCAAUUUCUCUCGUAAAAACAACAACACAACAUGUUAUUGAAAAUGCUACUCAUGUAUCAUUAAAUAGGAAGGCUUUAAUUAAAACAUGUUCAGUUAUUGCGGAAACUAUUAAACAAAAAUGUAAAACAUCCAAUUCAACAUCAUUAAUUGAAUCAUUAUUUAUUGAAUGGGACAAUGAUACACUUCAUUAUAGAAAUUUAAAUGAACCUGAAUUAACUUGUCAAUAUAUACUUGUACUUUCAAGUAUUAAUUUUUGUUUUUGGCCAUUAAAUGAUUCUGUUAAAGAUGAAAAGGAUGAAUUUGAAUAUGGUCAUUUAGCAUCUGGUCUUAGAAGUGUUUUACAAAAUAAUCCAAAUGCAUUUUCAUCAGAAGAAUUAAAACAAUUAACAAGUGAAAAAUUAACAGAAUGGUUUAAUGGUGCCAAAGUUCCAUUAUUAAGUGAACGUGUUAGAUUAAUUAGAGAAGUUGGUUUUGCACUUGAAGAACAUUUUGAUGGAAAAGCUUUUAAUUUAAUUAAAUCAGCAAAUAAGAGUGUUAACAAAUUAGUUUCACUUGUUACUCAACAUUUUCCUGGAUUUAGAGAUCAUUGUAUUUAUUCUAAAACAGGUCAUCAAAUUCAUUUCUAUAAGAGAGCUCAAAUUUUCUGUGCUGAUAUUUAUGGUUGUUUUAAAGGCCAAGGAAUUGGUCAAUUUGAUGAUAUUAAUGAUUUAACAAUGUUUGCUGAUUAUAGAGUUCCACAAUUAUUGAAUAUAUUGGUUUAUUCUGAUGAAUUGAAAGAAAAAAUUUCAAAUUUAACAGUUUUAGAAUAUAGUUCACAAAUGGAAGUUGAAAUUAGAGCUUUUACAAUUCAAGCUGUUGAAGAAAUGAGAAAAGUACUUUUAGAAGAACAUUCUAUUAAAUGUUUAAGUAUUGAGAUUGAUUGGAUGUUAUGGCAAAUUGGUGAAGCUAAUAGAAAGACAAUUAGACCUCAUCAUAGAACUCUUUCAGUUUAUUAUUAA
This is a messenger RNA of Naegleria gruberi, 1011 nucleotides long. RefSeq lists its product as uncharacterized. The transcript is spliced from 2 exons. NCBI's taxonomy places the organism in Eukaryota, Heterolobosea, Eutetramitea, Acrasida, Naegleriidae. The coding region runs from base 1 to 1011 and encodes 336 amino acids. The record is from RefSeq and is a predicted model, not a curated record.